Molecule: messenger RNA, 3262 nt
Organism: Venturia canescens
Lineage: Eukaryota; Metazoa; Arthropoda; Insecta; Hymenoptera; Ichneumonidae
Gene: Men-b
Product: Malic enzyme b
Exons: 11
Coding region: 154-2079 (641 amino acids)
Biological process (GO): pyruvate metabolic process; malate metabolic process
Cellular component (GO): mitochondrion
Molecular function (GO): NAD binding; malate dehydrogenase (decarboxylating) (NADP+) activity
Source: RefSeq, a predicted model, not a curated record
CGCCGUCGUGCUCGCUGGAAGAAGCCGCGAAACGUGAGAGAUCGGGAACGUCGAGUGGGAGCGGCGGGGUGGAGGGGAGGGGCAAGGAGAAGGGAGAUACGAGGUAACCGCGAGCACGAUCAGCUGGUUGAGUACCGGGAGGUGAGACACGAGAUGUUCAUCAUACAGAGGUCGAUAUUAUCGUCCCGAAAUGGCGCGGGCACGUGGGCCAGGGCACUUCCGCCUUCCCAUCCCGCGGUCAAGGACGUACAGCAAAAGGAGAUUCACGAGAUUGCCGGUGACAUCGUGCCCAUCAACAUGGUCAAAGGUAUCGGGCAUCUUAGAGAUCCACGACUCAACAAGGGUCUCGCUUUCAGUCUUCAGGAAAGAAUAUCCUUAGGUAUUCAUGGCCUUCAACCACCACGAUUCAAAACCCAAGAGGAACAGCUCGCCCUUUGCGUCGCCUCAGUCAUGAAGUACACCGAAGAUCUCAAUCGUUACCUUUACCUCGUCGAGUUACAGGAAAGAAACGAGCGUCUGUUCUUCCGGCUGCUGAGUGAAAACAUCGAGCAAAUGAUGCCAAUCGUGUACACCCCAACGGUCGGACUGGCUUGUCAAAAAUUCGGUGUAAUUUACCGAAGACCACGAGGACUUUUCAUAACGAUCUAUGACAAAGGUCACAUAUAUGAGAUUCUGAACAAUUGGCCGGAACAAUCGGUACGCGCGAUAUGCGUCACCGAUGGUGAGAGAAUUUUGGGCCUGGGCGACCUCGGUGCCUGCGGCAUGGGGAUCCCCGUCGGUAAAUUGGCCCUGUACACGGCCCUCGCUGGUAUAAAACCGCAUCAGUGUCUUCCAAUCACAAUUGACGUUGGUACCAACAACGAACAACUGCGCGACGAUCCGCAUUACAUCGGUCUGAAUAAACCUCGCAGCCAAGGAGCCGAGUACGACGAGCUUAUCGACGAAUUUAUGGCCGCUUGCGUCAAGAAGUACGGCCAGAAUGUGCUCAUCCAGUUCGAAGACUUCGGUAACCACAACGCAUUCCGUUUCCUCGACAAAUAUCGUGAUAAAUAUUGCACGUUCAAUGACGACAUACAAGGAACCGCAGCGGUUGCAGUAGCGGGCAUUCUCGCUUCGAAAAGAAUAACCAAGAGGAAAAUGUCGGACAACAAGUUCGUCUUUUUGGGUGCUGGUGAGGCUGCCAUCGGGAUAGCGGAUUUGUGCGUGAAAGCCAUGGAAGCUGAUGGCUGCACGGAGCAACAAGCGAGGAACAACAUUUGGAUGAUGGACAUCGAUGGGCUCCUGACGAAGAGUCGCAAAGACGGUAAUCUCGAUGGCCACAAAGUUUGGUACGCCAAGGAUCAUUCAUCGAUGAAAAAACUCGUCGACGUCGUCAGAGAAAUCAAACCUACCGUGCUGAUUGGCGCGUCUGCUGCCGCGGGUGCAUUCACCCCCGAAGUCCUCCAAGAAAUGGCCAAGAACAACGAGCGACCGUUGAUCUUCGCGCUCAGUAAUCCAACCAGCAAAGCCGAAUGUACCGCGCAGCAGGCUUACGACAAUACGGAGGGCCGCUGCAUAUUCUCAUCCGGAUCUCCCUUCGGCGAGGUUAAAUAUGGCGGUAAAAUCUACAAACCGGGACAAGGAAAUAACGCGUACAUAUUCCCGGGUAUCGCGCUUGGCGUGAUUGCCACUGGGGUUCAUCAUAUUACCGAGGAAUUGUUUCUGAUAUCGGCUCAGGCUGUUGCCGAUCACGUUACGGACGAGGAUCUCGCCGCAGGAAGCCUUUAUCCACCUCUCAACAUCAUUCGCGAAUGUUCAAUCGAUAUUGCUGUUCGAAUUGCUGAUUACGCGUAUGGACAGUGUGGUUUGGCGAGCGAGUACCCCGAGCCGAAGGACAAACGCCAAUUCAUUGUCAACAAAAUGUACAAUGCCAACUACGACAGUCCACUGCCAAACCUGUACGACUGGCCCGGCGAUUACGCCAAACCUCGUAAAAUUCCCGAGAAGCUACCUGACUGGUCGUGGACAGAUGAUAACCUCCAGAAACAAAACUUUGAAAACCCAUCCAAGAAUUAUUUCAAUACCCUCGAAUCGACCUGAGUACCAAAUAACAAUUUUGAAAAUCAAGAUGAAGAGAAUUCCCAGCCACCGAAUAUGCCCAGACUUGAGGAUUUACUGUUUUCGGAUUAUGACGUGUUGGCGAGUCGAAACAAAGGGAUGACGGUUUUCCCAUACGCAAAAGCGCGCUAGAUUGAAAGAAUUUUGAUUUUUCCGCAACAAUUCCAUACGACGUCAUUGAUUUGAUCUUUUUGUGCUAUAAAAAUACGAGAAAAUUAAAGGAAAUUUAAAGUGAAAAGGAAAACGAAAUCGGGGCACAGAGCCCUCCAGAGCGAAAAAUAGUAGUCAUAAAUGUUUAGCCUUCGAGUUAAGUAUCAUUCAUUUCAUCCCGUAUCGAUAACGUACUUAUUUAUUUUGUAUUUAACGAAAAUCAGUCAUGCCCGACCGUACUUGUAACAACUCUGAAGUUAUUUCUUGUCUGAAAGAAGUGAUAGAAAAAUGAAGAAAUUGCCAAAACGGUACUCAUCACUCACUAAAAAAAAAACGAGAAAAAACAACAACGACCAAAUGUCUUCAUCGAAUCGUCAACGUUCAUCAUCCACUACGAUUGAAUUUUGCCAAACUCCGAGAGCAGCGACGACAGAUACUACAGAACACGGUCGAUGUAUAGAAAAAUUCAAUUCCCCCUCCCACGUUAUUUUAUGCGAUUUUCUGACAGCAGUAUUUUUUCUACGACAGAAGAAUGAGUCGUUUUUGAAAUUUUUCAAUUGUCUAGAUGGGAUGUAUUUAUAAAUGGCAAAAAGUGACAAACGCGAGUCACACUUUCUUGUCUUUUUUUCCGUCGAAAGAUCUUUUUUUACAAUGAAAUAAACACCUGUACCGUUAUCGUUGUUACAACAUCGAUUAAUAAGAUUUAUACUGAAAAAAAAAUAGAGUUCGCAUAUAUUUACAGUUCGCAUAAGCGAAUUACAUCCACGAAGAGCUCUAUACACGUUCAAAACUAUACUAUUUUACUCGUUUGUGAUGAACUCUAUUUUUUCGUGUUCCGUUCCUUGCGGCAUUCGCACCUGUUGACAGAUGUUUAAUGCGCGGGAAGCGCAUUUUUUUGAAAGUACAUGUACAUUGAUAAUCGCUCGAGCGAUUUAACGACCUAUAAUCUGAUUAGGAUUUGUUGCUGAAUCGCGAAACUAUGUUUCGAUGUUCGGAAUAAAUGAAAUGUGGUGAA